Symbiodinium natans is the source of this 1635-nucleotide messenger RNA. The record is from the annotation of a GenBank genome assembly. Lineage: Eukaryota; Dinophyceae; Suessiales; Symbiodiniaceae.
AUGGAGCCGGACACACCUUCGGAGCCGUCGCUGUCUGCCUCGGCAAAGCUCCGGGCGACGCUGAGCUUCCUGCGCAGCCGCGUGGGGAAUCUUCGUCGGAGCCACUACGGCGCCAAGCUGGCGGAGGGAGACGUCCUCGUUCUGGGUGCCGGCUUUUCGGGUUUGCUCAUCGGAAUCAAGUUGAAAGAAUCUGGCAUCCCCUUCACGAUUAUCGACAAGGAAGAAGAUGUUGGGGGGACGUGGUUGCUGAAUCGAUACCCUGGGUGCGCCUGUGACGUGCCGGCACACCUCUACAGCUACUCCUUUGAGCCCAACCCAGACUGGUCCGAGGCGUACGCGGCAGCUGAGGAGAUUCACGCCUACAUCAAGCGAGUCUACGAGAAGUAUGACCUAGCUCCACGCACCCGCCUGCGCACCCGGCUCAAGCGAGCUAUGUGGGUGCCGCAGCUGCGACGCUGGCGUGUUGCACUGGAGUCGGGUGAAGUGCUCCAACCGCGGUUCCUCUUCAGCUGUGUUGGUGCAUUGCACUACCCACAGAUUCCCGACGUGCCUGGGAAGGAGAGCUUCAAGGGCACGAUGUUCCACUCCGCCGAGUGGGAUCACGCGACAGACUUCUCCGGAAAAAAGGUGGUUGUGGUGGGCAGCGGUGCAAGUGCUGUCCAGUUCGUGCCCGAAGUGGCAGAGCAGGCGCAGCGGCUGGUCUUGCUGCAGCGCACGCCCAACUGGGUGUUCGGAAGGGGGGAGUGGCUCCUGCCUGCACGCUAUUAUCCGGAGAACCUCAAGUGGACCUAUCGGAACAUACCGCUGGCUCGUGCAGCCUACCGUGCAACCCUAUAUUGGAAGCAGGAGCUUGCAAUGAGCUUUGGGGGGCUCUUCGACGCACGUGAUAACCCACGCAGCAGGCUCCUGCACGCGCAGGGUCGGGGGUACAUGGCCUCCCACUUUCGGGGGCGCAAAGAGCUGAGGGACAAGGUCAUUCCCACAUACCCGCUCGGGUGCAAGCGCAUCUGCAAGUCGGAUGUCUACCUGGACAGCCUCCGCAGGCCCAACGUCGAUGUGGUUGUGGCCGGGCUUGCCGAGGUUCAGGAGGAUGGCGUCGUCGACACACUGGGCACCAAGCACCAGGCAGACAUACUGAUCUUCGGAACCGGCUUCGAUAUCGGGUCCGUUGGGGAGGAUGUGCAGCUUGUCGGCACUGGGGGAUUUUCCUGGACCGGAAAUUCCGCCUGGCGGCAGGGGCACCAGGCCUAUCUUGGCACCUCCAUGCAACAUCUCCCGAAUACCUUUGUGAUUCUUGGGCCAAACUCAGUCUUGGGCCACAACUCGGUUUUGCUUAUGGCGGAGGCCCAGGCAGACUAUGCCCUACGGCUUUUGAAGGAAGCUCUGGACCACGACAUCGACUCUUUUGCCGUGAAGCCGAGGGUGCUUCAGGAUUACAAUCGCUGGGUGCAGGAGCAGUUUACAGACAAGGUGUGGAGCAGAUGCAGCAGCUGGUAUCAGGCAGAGACUGGGGAUAUCAUUGCCCUGUGGCCUCGUACGACGUACGACUUCUUUACAUGCCUCUACAAUGCACCGGGCCUCCGGGAGGACUACGAAGUCACUGCGGCGGACGCGCCGGUGCAAGCCAGGCUCUGA